AUGGAUGGAAACGGUGAUCCAGAGCGGCAACAAGCUCUCGAACAGUUUAAGAACAAACUUCUAGAGUCUCGAGAAUGGGAGGCCAAGUUAAAAGCGCUGAGAAUGGACAUCAAGGGACUCCAAAAGGAGUUUGAAACAACAGAGGAGAACAUAAAGGCAUUACAAAGUGUUGGACAAAUCAUCGGUGAAGUCCUGAAGCAGCUUGAUGACGAGCGAUUCAUUGUCAAGGCAUCCUCAGGUCCCAGAUAUGUUGUCGGCUGCCGUUCCAAAGUCGACAAAUCCAAACUCAAACAAGGCACGCGAGUCGCGCUCGACAUGACCACCCUGACUAUCAUGAGAAUGCUCCCUCGAGAAGUCGAUCCUUUGGUCUACAACAUGUCUUUAGAAGAUCCUGGUCAAGUCUCUUUCGCUGGUAUCGGUGGUCUGAAUGAACAAAUCCGAGAAUUGCGGGAGGUGAUCGAGCUGCCGCUCAAGAAUCCUGAGUUGUUCAUCCGAGUUGGCAUCAAACCUCCCAAAGGUGUCCUGCUCUAUGGGCCUCCUGGUACUGGAAAGACCUUGUUGGCAAGGGCAGUGGCAAGCAGUCUGGACACAAAUUUCUUGAAAGUUGUGUCAUCCGCUAUUGUCGACAAAUAUAUCGGCGAGUCGGCACGACUGAUCCGCGAGAUGUUUGGCUACGCCAAAGAACACGAGCCUUGUAUCAUCUUCAUGGACGAAAUCGAUGCCAUUGGCGGGAGGCGCUUCAGUGAAGGUACAUCCGCCGACCGAGAAAUCCAGAGAACGUUGAUGGAGCUUUUGAACCAGCUCGAUGGUUUCGACUACCUCGGAAAGACCAAGAUCAUCAUGGCCACCAACAGACCUGAUACCCUAGACCCUGCUCUGUUGCGAGCAGGUCGACUGGAUCGAAAGAUUGAGAUUCCACUACCCAAUGAGGUUGGCCGCUUGGAGAUUUUGAAGAUCCACGCUGCCGGGGUGGUGACAGAAGGCAACAUCGACUUUGAAAGCGUGGUCAAGAUGAGUGACGGUCUCAACGGUGCCGACUUGCGAAACGUUGUCACCGAGGCCGGGUUGUUCGCGAUCAAGGAUUACAGAGACGCUGUCAACCAGGACGACUUCAACAAGGCGGUGAGGAAAGUGGCCGAGGCGAAGAAACUCGAGGGCAAGUUGGAGUAUCAGAAGCUGUAA
Molecule: messenger RNA, 1182 nt
Organism: Fonsecaea erecta
Lineage: Eukaryota; Fungi; Ascomycota; Eurotiomycetes; Chaetothyriales; Herpotrichiellaceae
Product: 26S protease regulatory subunit 10B
Exons: 3
Coding region: 1-1182 (393 amino acids)
Biological process (GO): positive regulation of RNA polymerase II transcription preinitiation complex assembly
Cellular component (GO): cytosolic proteasome complex; proteasome regulatory particle, base subcomplex
Molecular function (GO): ATP hydrolysis activity; ATP binding; proteasome-activating activity
Source: RefSeq, a predicted model, not a curated record